Messenger RNA from Phragmites australis (common reed), 876 nucleotides. RefSeq lists its product as uncharacterized. Bases 242 to 640 code for a protein of 132 amino acids. The record is from RefSeq and is a predicted model, not a curated record. The transcript has a single exon. NCBI's taxonomy places the organism in Eukaryota, Viridiplantae, Streptophyta, Magnoliopsida, Poales, Poaceae. Gene Ontology annotation, cellular component: endoplasmic reticulum membrane; endoplasmic reticulum. Gene Ontology annotation, biological process: intracellular protein transport; endoplasmic reticulum to Golgi vesicle-mediated transport.
CGACCUGAACUGCCUACACCGCGUCCACAAGAAUCUCUUCUAAUUCCUCCCUCCAUCAGCAACCUCACCCCAUAGACCCAUUGCACCCAGCAACUCACCAAUCCACCGCCCUCCUCUCCGCUCCCUUCGCUAAAUCUCCCAAUCCCCCGACGCAUCGCACGCGCUCGCGCACCCAAUCCCCAAUCUCCCAAACCCCUCUCCCAACCCGAAUCGAAAUCCAAGGCUCGAACCGGCCGCGGCGAUGGCGCUGGAGUGGGUGGUGCUGGGGUACGCGGCGGGCGCGGAGGCGAUCAUGCUGCUGCUGCUGACGAUGCCGGGCCUUGACGGGCUGCGCCGGGGCAUGAUCUCGGUGGUGCGGAACGCGCUGAAGCCGAUGAUGUCGGUGGUGCCCUUCUGCCUGUUCCUGCUCAUGGACAUCUACUGGAAGUACGAGAUGCGGCCCACCUGCAGCGACGAGCACGCCUGCACCCCCUCCGAGCACCUCCGCCACCAGAAGUCCAUCAUGAAGUCGCAGCGCAACGCGCUGCUCAUCGCCGCUGCGCUGUUCCUCUACUGGGUCCUCUUCUCCGUCACCCACCUCGUCGUCAGGCUCGAGCAGAUGCAGCAGCGCGUCGACAAGCUCAAGAAGCGCGACGACUGAUCCGGUCCCAGAAUCGUAUCCCAUGCGUCCCGUCCGGUGUCGUUCUUCUUCUCCUAAUCUGUUUAUGUUCCUAGAGGGCACUUGCUUUCAUGCCUGUGGUUGGUUCCCUUCUUAUGUAGCGCGGAUGUUUUAGAUCUUGAUCAGAACUUGAGAUAGGGCUCGUGGUAUCUGGCUAUUUGCUGCCUUUAUGACAUAAAAGCUGUUGGAAAUGUUAAUGUUUUAGAUUCGUUGGAUUA